Macrosteles quadrilineatus (aster leafhopper) is the source of this 664-nucleotide messenger RNA. RefSeq names its product magnesium-dependent phosphatase 1-like. Gene Ontology annotation, molecular function: acid phosphatase activity. Bases 1 to 636 code for a protein of 211 amino acids. The record is from RefSeq and is a predicted model, not a curated record. The transcript is spliced from 4 exons. NCBI's taxonomy places the organism in Eukaryota, Metazoa, Arthropoda, Insecta, Hemiptera, Cicadellidae.
AUGAUUUUUUCCUUUUACAAAGUUAUUGUUUGUGUUGUAUUGUUAUCAGUUGAUCUUAACGAUGCCUUCCAAUCAGCAUCUGUGUUUUCAAAAGGGGAUGAUAUUAGACCAUCAGUUAUUGUUUUCGAUCCAGACAAAACAGUUUGGCCUUUUCAAGUAGCUGACUUGAAAACUCCUCUUCAUGUGAAAAAUAAAAAUGUGAUUGUAGACCAAGCCUUCAAUCACCUGAAGAUCUAUCGCCAAAUACCCUCGGUGUUCACUGAACUCCGGAGUCGAGGGUUCAAGUUGGCUCUGAUUUCUCAAAGUACAGACAACAACACCGUUUGUCAACUCAUAGAUCACUUUAACCUCAGGAGGUUUCUAACUCAUAUAGAAAUUUACCCUGGAAACAAGACUGAUCAUUUUGAGGUUAUACACUUAAAAGAGGACUUGUGGUAUGGAGAGAUGCUGUAUUUAGUGUCUAAGUUUGAAGAUGUGGAACCAAUAGCAGAUCUUGGAGUCGCCUGUAUCCUAGUAAACGAAGGAGGAAUCACCAUGAGAGAUGUCAGGAAAGGUUUUCACAUCUUCAGCACAGAAUCUCCUGAAUACUCGUACUCUGAAGACACCCACGAGAGUAGUUAUUUAUUCAAGGAAUAAUAUUUGAAUAAACAAAACUCAUAGUAUU